GACUCGCUUCAGCGUUUCAGACUCUCAGCGAGAGGAUCAUGGCGGAUGGCCCCAGGUGUAAGCGCAGAAAACAGGCGAACCCGAAGAGGAGCAGCGUGACAAACUUCAACAAUGGCUUGGAGGCCAGUUCAGACUCUGACGACGAGGACAAGCUACACAUCGUGGAAGAUGACAGCCUGCAGGACCCCGAGGUCACGGACGCCGACGGGACCGCCGCACUGGCCAGCCAUGACGCCGCCAUAACAGUAUUACCCCACAACGGCUCCUGGAAUGGAGUGAAAGAAGAGUGUCUGUCAGAGGGGGAGGAGUCGGAGUCGGUGAAGGAUGCCCUCGUGGAGGAGAUCCUGCAGCAGGGAGACACAGCCAUCAUCUAUCCCGAAGCCCCCGAGGACGAGCAGAGUCCAGCAGAGACAGGAGGCGCUGAUGAGAAUGGCACGCCGGACUCCUUCUCCCAGCUGCACACUUGCCCCUACUGCUCCCGGGUCUACAAGCGCAACGCCUCGCUGAAGGAGCACAUAAAGUAUCGCCACGAGACCAGCGAGGACAACUACAGCUGCUCGCACUGCACCUACACCUUCACGUACCGCUCGCAGCUGGAGAGGCACAUGAGCCACCACCGGGGCAAGGGGGACCAGCCUCUCGUUUCCCAGUCGACCGGAGGAUCCGAAUCAAGCGUAGGAACUCGCAAGUUCAAGUGCACCGAAUGUUCCAAAGCCUUCAAAUACAAACACCAUCUGAAGGAGCACCUGCGCAUACACAGCGGUGAGAAACCGUACGAAUGUAAGAACUGUAAGAAGCGGUUCUCCCACUCAGGCUCCUACAGCUCCCACAUCAGUAGCAAGAAGUGUAUGGGCGCCGCUCUGCCAAACGGUGCCACCCGGACGUCGAUAAAAGUCCCGCCCCCUGCCAUGCAGGUGCGGCCUGUGGUGAUCGCUCCGGCCCGCGUCGUCCUUAAAGAGAAGACUGAGAGCAAACCGCUUCAGGAGCAGCUGCCUGUCACUCAGAUCAAAUCCGAACCUGUGGAAUACGAGUGUAAGCCUGUGACGGCGGCGCCGGCAACCUCGACCGGCAGCAACGGGGUAGUGAACGGUGGGGCGACGCAGCCAGCCGCCGCUUCUGCUCCGACUCUGCCUCAAGGCGUGGCGAUGGUGGUGCCAACGGUCGGCCUUAUGUCGCCGAUCAGUAUCAAUUUAAAUGACUUGCAGAAUGUGCUCAAGGUGGCGAUGGAUGGGAACGUGCUCCGGCAGGUGCUGGGCUCUGCCAACGGAGUUGUGACGCAAGGGAAGCAGGGGAUCGUUGUGCAGCAACCACAGCAGCAGAUCAUCAGCCUGCCGGCCUUCGUCGACCACGACGGCACCACGAAGAUCAUCGUCAACUACAGCAUCAGCCCCACAGCCGCCACCGCCGCCACGACACAGCCAACACCACUCGUAGUCAAAACAAGCCCCUCCAAUGCCCCCGUUGUCACAGCCGUGUCUGCUGCAGCCCCCACAUCAACUAAAACAGACAAACCUCAAGCCCCAGAGGUGGCUGACCUCUCCAUUGUCAAGACAGAACCGGAGUCCGUGCCCAUAACUGAGGAGGAGGCAGAGUCAGCCACAGAGGCGAAAAUGGCAGGUAUUCAAAGUUUAGAAUCAGCUCAGAUGCCAAAACAAAGCAGCACCAGUACAUGUUUACUCUGCGACGACUGUCCCGACAACCUGGAGGGGUUGCAUCUCCUCCAGCACCACAAAGCAGCCAACGGUGAGGCUGUGGACUCGGCUGCUCUGGACCCGUCUUUCGCCGCGCUGCUGAGCGAGGCCGGGGUCACCUUGGAGGAGCCACCUAUGGACGAUCUUGUUUCACUACUCAAGACAUACUUCGCCUCUAAUGCCGAUCCAGACGAAAAGGAGCUGAAGAAAAUCUCCGAUUCUGUCAGUAUUCCCGUGGACGUGGUCAAAAAGUGGUUUGCCAAGAUGAACUCUGGGAAAACUAUGGGCAAGUGUCAUGGCGACUGUAAAAAAGUCUCCAAAUCAACUUCAGACACAAAUUCCAGCUCAAAGAAAAGCUUGGAUUUGGAAGAAGAAGAAGGAACUGAAAAAGAAAAGCUCGAGGAAGCUUCAGAUGGUGGUAGUAUCUCCCCGUCAGACUCCACAUCGCUCAGCCUCAACAACGGAGACCUUGUCAUCGUCAAGAGCGAACCGGAAGACCCCGAGGCCUCGGACUCCCAGGCCGAGCCCUUGGACCUGUCUCUUCCUAAACACAUUGCAGCAGCAUUGGAAAAGAAGGCCAUGGCAAUCCCUGCCAAGCAGCAGGAGCAGCCGCUGAACCUGACCUGCCUGAGGAAGGAGCAGCUCGACGGGCGCACCAUCUUCGUCACCGCGCCUCAGAGCGGACGGCCCGUCAACAUCGUAACCGCCGCGCAGCUGCCCACAUUGGUCGCCAUCGCCGGUCAGGGCACGGUGGGCUGCCUCGGCGGCAUCAACACGUCAAACAAGAGAACCAUCCUCAUCCCACAACUCACCUACACCUACGCCACUACGGCCGGCAACUCCACCGGGGCCAAGACGGUUGUGCUCAAUGGCCAUAAGCAGGAGAAGAGUCCGGAGAGCGGCUCCAACGGCGUCUCCACAGCUGAAGAGCCGAACGACUCCUCUUCGGCGGGUUUGGCCAAAAAGCGGCGGCUGGAAAACGGCGUCUACCCCUGCGACCUCUGCUCGAAGGUCUUCCAGAAAGGCAGCUCGCUGCUCCGACACAAAUAUGAACACACAGGAAAACGUCCUCACGAGUGCGGCAUCUGCAAGAAGGCCUUCAAACACAAGCACCACCUGAUCGAGCACUCGAGGCUGCACUCCGGCGAGAAACCCUACCAGUGCGACAAGUGCGGCAAGCGCUUCUCCCACUCGGGCUCGUACUCGCAGCACAUGAAUCACCGCUACUCCUACUGCAACAAGGAGGACGGCGGUGGUAGUGGCGGCGGCGGCGGCGGCGGUGGCGCCAGGCCCCCCAGGAGCCAGCCGGAGUUGGGCAGCCCCGGGGCCGGCCUCCAGUCCGACAGCCGCACCACCACCCCGCCCUCCCAGCUGGACUCAGACGAGAGGGAGAGCGAGGACGAGGAGGAGGACGACGACGAGGCCAUGUGCAUGGACGACAUCCGGGUGGUGCAGGUGGACGACGGCGAGUGCGAGAUCUACGAGGGGAACUUCGACGACGACGACGAGGACGAGGAGGAGGAGGAGGAGGAGGAGCCGAUGGAGGACGGAGAAACUGAAAGCAAGCAGGUGGAGGAGGAGAUGGCGUUCGACGUGGUGGAGGUGGAGCUCGGGGAGAACCACGGCGCGAACGCCGAGACGGGGGAGAGGAACGUCGAGACGGAGGAGCCGGCAGAGAAGACGGCCGAGCGCGAAGGAGAGACGGACAGAAGCAUCAGGGAAGAGUCGGAAGGCACCGAGCCGGCGGAGGAAGUGGUGACAGACGCCAAAUAGUGGAAGCUGUGUCCCGGACGGGAGUUUAGACACUUUGAGGGGGGAGGAACGCCGCGGCAGAUGCCUGAUCUUUAUCGGUCCACUACUGUGUACAAAAACCCAGGUGUGCCUGAACUCUAAAGAAGAAAAAACAAAAAACAAAAAAACAAACAAACCCCAAAACAGUGACUUUUUAUUUGUGAAGACAAAAUAUCAGUUUUUGGAAAUUGUUUAUAGAAGUACAGAUUUUAAACUAGAGCUCACCCACUCACUUGUUAGACUUGUUACUGAGACAUCCCAGGUGUUUUUUUUUUUUUUCUUUCUCUCCUUUCAGUCAGUGUUACUAAUCUUGUUCUCGUUCGAAGACAUUUUAACCUGUAAAGAUGAGAUUUCUAUACCUUUUUAUUGCCAUCGAAGUUUUCCUAAAAUCAGUAUUUUAUUGAGUUCUACGAACAAAAACCUCUGCACUACAGUAUUCCUGGUUUACCUACGGAUACAUGCCUCAUGCAUCGUAUGCCCUUCAGUGUUAUAUUUGUGCACUAGCUAGCACGGUGUCGUUUGUUGUUAGCGUUUAGUCUCUGCUAGCUAGCAUUACGUUUGUUUUCAGUUUUGACUGUUAGCCUUAAGGAAAUCAAAGUAUUCUUGGGGAACGGGGGAGGGGAUCCGGGACGAGAAUGCGGCUUUCUGUAAACGCCAUAACCAAAUUUUUUUCCUUAUCAGGGAAGGUAGAGUCACGACCUCAAAAGCCAGCAUCGGGCGCGUUAUGUCUGUCUUUGGCCGCCGGGCGCCGCCUCGGGCCUCGAGGCUCCGCCACAGACACGCCCACUUCUAACCAAGCUCCUCUUUAUUGUUUCAGUGUUUCAGUAUUAUCAGCUCAUAUAUGAAGUCAAGAGUUCUACGUGAAGGAUCGGGACUGUUUUCCUGUUUCCACCCCAAUGCCUCCAGCCUUAUGCAAGACCUGUGUGCUGUUAAAAGUGCCAUUGAACAGUGUUAUUAUUUCUUCUUCUUCUUCUUCUUCUUCUUCUUCUUCUUCACACAUGUAGCCAGUAUUAUUGUCCCUCUGUUACUUACACGAUGCCCACGUUGACUAAUGUUUGUUGACUUGCACAGAACAGCAAAAUUUUGUCACAAUCGAAGCAUCCGAGGCCUUUUUUUUUGUUUUGUUUUUUUUUUGAGUUUUUAUGUGAAAAGGAGGGAAACAGUAUUUAGGCUUCAGAAAAAAAAGUAAGUAAACUUACUAUUUUAUUUUCUCAGUUUUGUCUGCAGAUUGGGAAAAAAAAAGUAGUGAAUUGUGUCUUGUUUUAUCUGCCAAACUGUCUGGAACAGGGAUGUCAAAAAAAAAACCAACAAAAAAACAAAAACAAAUUGGUCCAUUCUGGCGUUGAAUGAAUUGGUUUUAACUAUUUUAGCGAGAUGAUCUGACGUAACACUACACUGACACCCAGAACUGAGCAGCAAUCUUAAAAAGUUCGUGAAAUUUGUGCACUUCUUGAAAUAAAGGUCCAUGUUUGGAGUGGAUUAUUAUGAAUUGGAUGAGUUUGACGCCCCUCGAUCUAAAAACGACUGAGUUUACAUCCGGUGAGUUCGAAGAAGCUGCACGUUAUCACAUAGGAAAAGUUACGACUUGAACAUUUUUGAAAACGUCUCAUGGCUUCUUGAACCUACCGCCUGACUUAUUGGGGGUUUUUUUUCUUCGUGAUACCUGUGAAUACAUAUUUGCUGAGUAGUUUUGUUAACUCAGCUUCAGCCAAAAAUCAGAAACUGUUACUCCAAUAAUGUAAUAAUGGACAAUAAAGCCAAUAACUUGCCAAUAAUAUCAGAACAUAUAUUGAUAUAUUAUGAAGUGGCUUAAAAAUACUUGGAAAAUGUGUAACUGCAGCAAAUUUUCUAAGAAAAACACAUUUUUAUGCAUUUUGCUUAUUAAAAUAACCCUCAUACUCACACUAUGCAGCUUUCUCUCUCAAUUAUGGUUCUAAAAUGAUUUUUUUUUUCUUAACCCUUUAGUGUAAUUAUUCCAUUGGAAGUGGAAACUAAGGAUUCCGUUAUUGGCAGAUAUUCCAUUAUUGGUCAGUGUUACAUUAUUGGCAGUCCAGACCGAGCUGUCCUGUGGAUUUGAAAAAAAAAAAAUGCCUUUUUAACCGCGAGAUAAUCAGUUUGCUACGUCAGUUCUUGCGCUAACUUCAGCAGGUCGGCUCAGGAACCCAGCAGAACUCACAGAAUCCAGACCAAGUCCCAACACUUCUCCACACGUAUGCACUUGUUUUCAGAUUAGAGAUAAAUUUGUGGCAAGCUGUCCCGCACUUCAGGUAACAAGCGUUAGUGAAUGUUGGUUUUCAGUUGGUUUUACCGAACAGUGUUUGUAGUAUUUUAAUUUCUUUUUGUUGUUGGUGUUGUUGUUGUUGUUGUGUGUCCUCUGUAUGUUUUUGUCUACAAUGGCAGUAUUAGAGCCCUUUUCACAGAUUAAGAAUUAAAAAAAAUAAAACAACAACAAAAAAGUAUACCUGUUUAGUUUUUAGAAAACUUUUUUAUAUUUAUGUGUCUUAUUUUUAUAUUUUCUUUUAUGGUUAUUUAUUACACAUUGUAGUGUACAUUACUGUAGUUUGAAUUGAUACAAUAAUAUAUUUUAGUAUGAAAAAUAAUCUCAAGACAAACAAAAAAAAAAGUAAUCCCAACAUGUGGUUCUGGGAGCUGAGGUUUGUUUUCACAGAAAGAAAAGAAAAAAAAAGAUGUAUUCUGUAAACUUGACUUCUGUUUUAAGCUAAAA
Molecule: messenger RNA, 6207 nt
Organism: Salarias fasciatus (jewelled blenny)
Lineage: Eukaryota; Metazoa; Chordata; Actinopteri; Blenniiformes; Blenniidae
Product: zinc finger E-box-binding homeobox 1-like
Exons: 8
Coding region: 39-3464 (1141 amino acids)
Biological process (GO): anatomical structure development; regulation of transcription by RNA polymerase II
Molecular function (GO): DNA-binding transcription factor activity, RNA polymerase II-specific; RNA polymerase II cis-regulatory region sequence-specific DNA binding
Source: RefSeq, a predicted model, not a curated record